AUGGAAGUCGCAGGACUCCUUCUCGGGACCUUGUCAACUGUCGAAACGCUGCUGAAUGCGUAUAAAGCCGUCCAAGAGUUUGUCGACGACGUCAAGAGUUUUGACGACGACAAGGCGGUGAUCUUGGCAAAAGUAACGGCCGAGAAGGCAAUCACCGAGAAUCUGUCAGAGUUGCUUUUUCACGAAUACGGGGCAAAUGAUGGCGCCCAGUGCCUGUUCGAGUCACUUGACAAAGCCAUGCAGAGCAGUGUCAAUCUCAUCUUCGCCGAGUUCGCCAAGAACAUCCACGACUACGUCCCGCUCGGCGAACGAUAUCAGCUAACGGGCGCAGAGUCUGGGGGCAGCGGCGGGCAGAAGCUGAUCACAGCAGGGCCUAUCGAUGGCCCCAAGGCCAAGCUUCGCUGGGCGAUUCGCGACAAGCGGCGUCUCACGGGUCUCGUCGGCGACUUUCAGACGUGGAACCAGAAGAUCACGCAGCUGCUUGAGCUCAACUUGCUCAGCCGGCAGCUGCAGAUGGCACGCCAGCAACGUUCUUUGGACGUCAAGCUCCAGCCCCCUGCAGCACAAUCCCUAGGCAUCAGCGAUGCCCUAGCCGCGCAGUUAAAGGCAGUGCAAAACUCAGAUAGUUCUCCGAACGUCCAGGCAUUGGCAGCAGGGGAAAGGAUAAGCUAUAAGCGGCCGUGGAUGGAGCUGCGCAACGCUCGGAGGCAGGCCCAGGGAUCGAAAUUCGAGGUCGGCCGGUUUGGCGACGACGCUGUGCUUGUCGACUCGAAGCACUUUCAGGGCACGCAGGACGACGCGCAGCGACGCAGCAGCAGCGCACGGCUCGACCAGCUGGUGUCGAUUCUGCAACACCUACAGCGCCUGGACCGGGCCAUACCCAAGUGCCUGUGCUGGAUGGACCGCGUCGACAAGGGCGCCCACUCUCUCGUGUUCCAGAUCCCUCCGCACCUCGAGCCACGUCCCAUGUCCCUCUUUGACGCGCUGCCCACAUCGUCCGUCGCGUCGGGACCCGGGCUAGAGGAGCGCUACACCAUGGCGUACGAUCUCGCCGCCACCGUCGACCGGCUGCACUCCGUGUCGUGGGUGCACAAGAACCUGCGCAGCGACAACAUCGUGUUCUACCACGCCAAGCAGUCUCUGCGGGACGGUAAUAGCGCGACAAGAGAAAAAAGGACGGGCACCACGCUGCCGCCCGACUGGUUCGUGUACGGAUUCGAGUACGCGCGGCCCGUCGACAGCGACACGUCGCUCAAGUCCGACGCCAACCCGGAGCGCAACGUCUACCGCCACCCGCAGCGGUGGGGCGUGCCGACCGACGCCUUCGCCCCUGUCCACGACCUGUACGCCCUCGGCGUCGUGCUGCUCGAGCUCGGCAUGUGGCGCAGGGCCACCUCUCUCAUCCGGCAGGACGGCCCGCGCGCCUCGGACCCCGUCGAGACCAGGAACGGGCUCGUCGAGCGCGCGAAAAGGCACCUGGGGUUCUCGGCCGGCGCGCGGUACCGAGACGCCGUGCUGCGCUGUCUCGAGGGCGAUUUCUGUGUCAAUUUCGGAGGCGCGGACGGCUCCGUUAUCGGAAAAGACAGUCGUGACGGAGAACUGGGCGCCAACUUCAGGUCCCUUGUUGUCGACGAGCUGCGGCUCCUGGCGUAUCCCGACCGCGAGUCGAGCCAGCGCAUCAGGCAGGAGAGCUGGCAGGCGCCGUUGCCGGGUAGUAGUCUAAGCAUAGCAAUGUCGGGGACAGCUUUAGCGUGA
Molecule: messenger RNA, 1755 nt
Organism: Lasiosphaeria miniovina
Lineage: Eukaryota; Fungi; Ascomycota; Sordariomycetes; Sordariales; Lasiosphaeriaceae
Exons: 1
Coding region: 1-1755 (584 amino acids)
Biological process (GO): protein phosphorylation
Molecular function (GO): protein kinase activity; ATP binding
Source: RefSeq, a predicted model, not a curated record